AUGGUGACUGAUGUAACUGGAGAAGCUUUGCUGACUAUGAUAACAGGUGAUAAUGAGACUCCGUUCAAGGCUAAAGUGAAGGGAGAGUACACCCCAAAAAUCUGGAAUUAUGCCAUGACGCUGCAUUUUUACUCAUUAAAAGCGUAUAAUUACGUGAGAAAAAUGUUUAAUAAUAAUUUACCGAAUCCAUCUACUGUGAGAGCAUGGUAUCGUGCAGUUAAUGGGUCCCCGGGAUUGACAGUUGAAGCAUUAGAAGCUAUUAAAUUGCGAACUCAAAAGAAGAUCGUUGUAACUAAUUUAGUUAUAGAUGAAAUGUCUAUUCGUGAACAAUUGAUUUAUCAGCAAGGACGUUUUCAUGGUUGCGUUGACUUCGGAGAUGACCAUGAUUAUCAAAAUGAUAAUGCAGUACAUGCAACCAAUGCAUUAGUCUUUAUGGCUGUUGCAUUAAAUGAUAGUUGGAAAGUCCCAAUAGGCUAUUUUUCAAUUCGUUUACUGGAUAGUAAGGAAAGAGCUAAUUUGAUAAAGUUAGCACUAAAGGAAUUGCAUGAAAUAGAUUGA
Messenger RNA from Chelonus insularis, 558 nucleotides. RefSeq lists its product as uncharacterized. Bases 1 to 558 code for a protein of 185 amino acids. The transcript has 2 exons. The record is from RefSeq and is a predicted model, not a curated record. Lineage: Eukaryota; Metazoa; Arthropoda; Insecta; Hymenoptera; Braconidae.